Molecule: messenger RNA, 735 nt
Organism: Rubroshorea leprosula
Lineage: Eukaryota; Viridiplantae; Streptophyta; Magnoliopsida; Malvales; Dipterocarpaceae
Source: the annotation of a GenBank genome assembly
UCAAAAUCCCUUGUUGUGCUGUGGGUCUCAUUGUUCUCUUUGGGGUUCUCAUCAUCUUGGUAUCAGAGCAGGUUUAUGCGGAUCAGCUAAGAGUAAAAAAAGAGAGUGAGCGAAGAAAUGAGAAUGAGCUUGAGGGUAUGAAAAACAAAGAGAAAACAACGCAAAAAGAGUCCAAAAAGAAAGAAAAGAUUAAGUGUUGAAAACGAAAAAAGAAAAUCAAUGGGUGUUUAUGGAAAAGAAAGUGAUGUCAAGGUUGUGGUCUUUGCAAAACAGCCUAUGUUUGUGCUUCUAUAUAAAGGUGCUUAUUUCAACACUAACGAACUUAAUGACUCUUUACCCAGUGUUGUUAAAUCUCUUUUGCAAGACUUCAAGGAUGUGUUUCCCGAGGACAUUCCUAAUGGUUUACCACCAAUAAGAGGAAUGGAGCAUUUUAUUGACUUUACUCUAGGUGCAACAAUUCCAAACCGACUAGCAUAUCGAAGUAACCCCAAUGAGAUGAAAGAACUUCAAAAGCAGGUUGAAGAACUCAUGAAGAAAGGGCAUGUGAGAGAAAGCAUGAGUCCAUGUGUAGUUCCAGUGCUACUUGUGCCUAAGAAGGAUGAGACUUGGCAUAUGUGCGUUGAUUAUCAUGCUGUCAACAAAAUCACUAUAAGUAUCGUCACCCUAUUCCUAGAUAGAUGACAUGUUAGAUGAACUGCAUAGUUCUUACAUAUUCAUUAAAAUUGAUUUAAAGAG